AUGCCUCACACCUCUCGCACCCGCAAACAGCACCCUCUUCCACAAAAACGCCACCAAAUAACCAGCGAUGACGGCUGGACACACGUUACAACAAGGAACAAUGCUCGGCGCGUAAAUUUAACAAAUGCACGACUGAGUUCGUCUAACAGCGCCGCACAGCCUGAUGAACUUAUGCUAGGGCCUUCUGAAGCGCCGGCGCGGUUAACGCUGGGGGAGCUAGAGAGCCAGUAUGCGGUGCAUCGGGACAGAUGGCUUGAGUCGGAGACUUGGAAGGGAUGCCAGGAGACUCUGUUGAAGAUAGGAAAUAGCAAUCAGAUUGAUAGGAUUGUCUGUAUUGGCUUGGGAAGUGUGAGUGGAUUUUUGAGAGAUGGAUGGGUUGAUCGGCGGAGUGUAUCGAUGUAUCAACUUGCAGCAUUGGAGGGUAUAAAGAGGGAAAUUUGUGAGUGA
This is a messenger RNA of Penicillium angulare, 447 nucleotides long. Its product is annotated as Sensitivity To Red Light Reduced-like SRR1. The record is from RefSeq and is a predicted model, not a curated record. Bases 1 to 447 code for a protein of 148 amino acids. The transcript has a single exon. Lineage: Eukaryota; Fungi; Ascomycota; Eurotiomycetes; Eurotiales; Aspergillaceae.